Asterias rubens (European starfish) is the source of this 5801-nucleotide messenger RNA. RefSeq names its product zinc finger protein 436-like. The record is from RefSeq and is a predicted model, not a curated record. Gene Ontology annotation, biological process: regulation of transcription by RNA polymerase II. Gene Ontology annotation, molecular function: DNA-binding transcription factor activity, RNA polymerase II-specific; RNA polymerase II cis-regulatory region sequence-specific DNA binding. Bases 88 to 1809 code for a protein of 573 amino acids. The transcript is spliced from 10 exons. Lineage: Eukaryota; Metazoa; Echinodermata; Asteroidea; Forcipulatida; Asteriidae.
CGUGAAUGCGCCUUUGCUGGCAUAUUUGAUCGCCAAACGGGGUUGUGUCUCCUUAUUUCUUCUCAAUGAUUGAGUUUUUCAUACAUCAUGCAAGCUUUGAUUGAUGUCAAACCUGAUGAGAAGCCAAAACUCUUCUGCAUCUGCAAGACACCAGAUGACGGAGGGUUCUACUUAGGGUGUGACAGCUGCCAAGGAUGGUUUCAUCCAGUCUGUGUGGGUGUGGCCCAACAGGAUGCCAAAAAAGACGGAGCAUGGCACUGCCACGCCUGCACAUCUAGGAUUGCAGGUGACCCUGCAAACAAAGCUGCAAAUGAGCACCAUUGGCCUACUGGUCCCUUCAUUAUACCAGUCUCUGAGAUGCCAAACGAAAACCCUAAAUCCCCUGAAAUUCCCGACCUUGCAGUUGACAUACCCAGCCUUGCUGACGAGCUCGCCGACCUGCAGAACCCUCAACCUCAGCAGCAGCAGCAGCAGCUCCACAGCCAGGGGAUGAUGACCGGUGUCGCCCAAGGGACCGCUGAUUGCCAAGGAGGAGCGUCUACUCGGACAACAAUGGCGGAGGUUAACAACGAAGGGAUGUCCAUGAGACCUAGACGGGAACGAUGUUGCUGCCCUUACUGUGAAGAAGACAGAAAAAAGAGUGGCAUCACCCUAGGGGUCAGAGGUCACAUUUGCCACAUCCAAGCCUGCAGUCGCGUGUUUGCGAAGUCAACAGAGCUCAAGGCUCACUCAAGGAUUCACACCGGUCAACAGCAAAAUGUCUGCGACUGGCCGGAGUGUGGAAGCAGUUUCUGGCGAUCUGAUGAACUCCUGCGACACUACAGGACUCAUACAGCCAGACGCCGCAAAGCUAAAACCACGCCCAGUAAAGUGGUUGGGGAAUUGCCGCACAUCUGCGACUGGCCAUUGUGUGGGCGGGGCUUCAAGCGGGCUGACAAACUCCAACGACACUACCGGACGCACACAGGAGAGAGGAAGUACCAGUGUACACAAUGUCUGAAGCGGUUCCUGCGUAGCGACCAUCUGUCCAAACACGUCAAGACGCACGAUAACAAGAAGACUAGAGGUCGACGGAAGCAGACUGGUCCAGCGAGUGCAGAUCAGAACAUGAUUGUGGACAACGUGGUGCCCAUAGCUGGGGGAGGAACAUCCAAUACUGUUGGUUAUAAUCAAGCUCCCAUUGAAGGAUCGGAAGAAGAGUCUAAAAAACAAGCAGCUGCCCAGAAGAGAAUACAAAGACAGCCCUGUAGCUGCCCCAACUGCGUGAUGGACACCAACAGGCAACCGGGUGAACCAAGUCCCUUUGGUCCUAAGAAGCAUUUAUGCCACAUUGAAGGCUGUGGUAAGGCCUUCGCUAAGACGUCCCACCUUAAGGCUCAUAUCAGGGGUCAUACCGGGGAGAAACCUUACAUCUGCUCAUGGAUGGGAUGUCAAAAAUGCUUCACAAGGUCAGAUGAACUACAGAGACACUCCAGGACUCAUACAGGGGAGAAACGCUUCUCAUGUCCAGAGUGCCCGAUGAGCUUCAUGCGCAGCGAUCAUCUCUCAAAACACGUCCGGACGCACGACAACAAGAAGACCCGCGUACAGACGCAAGGGGAACGAGGUGAGAAGCGCCAUCAAUGUCCAGAUUGCCCCAAGCGUUUUUGGCGAAAGGACCACCUAAAGAAGCACGCUAAUACUCACCCAAACCCACAGGGUAACACUCCUAAUCUCAGUAGUAUCCAAGCGACGCUGCAGAUCAUUAAUCAACCUCAGUCUGCACCCAUGUCGGAAAGUUUGCCUCCGUUGGCCUCAACCUCUUCUUGAACUUUGUAUUGUCAAUGAUUUCUUUUUUAAAUCAAUUUUUAUUUCCUCUCAAAGAUUUUUAUUGUGAAACUUCCAAGGUAAAAAGUGAAACACUACUUCCAAAAUCUGGGAGGUACUGGUUGUUACCCUAAUCUUCUUCUCAACAAAAGAUAAACAAUAUCAGAUAAAUAAUGAGUGACAAAACAAAUCAACAAAAGGAAACAAAAUUCUGAUACCAAAUGUGUGCGAUCUUUGAAAGUAAAAAAGCAGUUUUAUGGAAGUGUGCUUUCAUAACUUGCUGUAUUUCUUGAAGACCCAAGGCUUAACAGCAUCUAAAAGCUUAAGAUAAUACAAUAUAAUUUGUUUUAAAGCAGUAGUGUUAAUUUUGUACAUUAUUUUAUUUGUGUGUAAAUUCACUUUUUUUUUUUCCCCCGUAAAAGUUUAUUGUUGAUAGUUUAGUCUGAGAGCAUUAUGAAGUCGUGUUUGAUUAUUUAAUUAGAAAUGUUUUUUAUUCUAAAUGUUGUGUUGUUUAUAUUUCUGAGAUCUGCUUCAAACACUGAAAUAACACCGAGUGUAUUAUGGUGUUUGGUGUUUGCUUAGUGUCGAGACUAACUUUACCCUGGCCAGUCUUUUCUGCUUGUGAUGGGUCUGUACCAAGAAUGAUUAACUAGCGUUUUUAGUAAUAAUCACCAGUUGUACAAAUAUACUCAAAUAUAAAAUCAAGAAGUCAUUAUUUUAAAAUGAAAAUAACUUCCUUGGCCAAUCGUCACUGUUGUUUGUCUUCAGCCUGUUAAGCACUGAGACAAAUCUGUCUUGGUAGGUUACUUCAUAACUUGUGCUUAGCGUGAUGGCUAUAUCAUCAGCGUAAAUGUUUUGAAUUCACUCGUUUCCUUGAGCAGGACCCUUCAUCUUAAUAUCUGUUCGUUACCCAGGAGAGUAAACGGUUACCCAUGAGGGUUGAGAAUGAUUACCUACGGGUGUGCCAACUUGGCUAAUGGUGCUGCAUACUCCUCAGGAGUCGUUACCUAGGAGAGUAAACGGUUACCCAUGAGGGUUGAGAUUGAUUACCUACGGGUGUGCCAACUUGGCUAAUGGUGCUGCAUACUCCUCAGGAGUUGAAAUAAUAUAAAGAGUGCCUUUGGCUUGAUGAAUAGUUGGUAGAUAGCGCAAGUCGCUUGGUUUGAUAAUAUGUAUGAAAUAUAUCAUAACUGUUGCUUCUAUACGCUCAUUUCAAACUACUUUAGGUUUUUUUCACCAGAUGAGUUCUUUGAGAUGUAAAUUUUUAGAGAUUUUUUUAGAGCAUUUGCCCUAGAGAACAGUGCUGCACAAACCGCUUCACUUUGGUAUGUAAAUAGGAUGAGAUGUUGAGGAUGGGUGCCUUUUGUUUUAAACCAUUGUACACACAACUCAAUCACAGUAUUAAUGUUAUAUAUUUUGAAAACUAGUGUAAUUUUCUCGGUUGACUUUUUAAACCAAUGUAGACGAUGCACAACACCGCGCACCAUGAAGAGUCACUCACUAGAUUGUCUCAGCUUGUCAAACACAAACAUUCUUGUUGACCAGGCAAGAUAUUCUUCCUACCGAAGUCUGUUUCCUGAUUUUGUUUUCCUUGGGAAAAAAAUCACAAUUCUUCAAGUAGAAUGUGAAACUUAAUUUUUUUUUAGAGUAUAUUUACUUUCUCCUGACGAUGAUGUGAGCAUACUGAUCAAAACGUUGAGUUUCCAACCACAGGUUCUUUUCAGAACCAACACUACCCCAAAGAGAUUUACACAUUGUGCUACGGCAAACCUGGCCUGAUUAUAAUACUUUUAAUUAAGGUCUAUUAGAGCCUUAGCUAUGUGUACAUAUCGGUUAGCAAUUCACGUCUGUUGACUGAAUUUGCAAAAUCAAGGUCUCCUUUGUGAAAUGAAGCUGAUCUUAUAAAUUGGGUAUGUCAUCGAGUAAAUUUGUUUUAUGUUAGUCCUCCAAAUGACUUUUUUUUUAGUGUACAAUAUCAAAGGUUUGGAAGCAAAGGUUCAACAUAUAUUUGAGAAAUCCACAGAUUAUAAGUGCACGGUUUGCCUGCCUUUAUUUGAAAAAGGAUCUCGGUGGGAAAACUCUUCAUGAUGCUCUGUAUUGGAAUCUUCCAAAUUGUUGUGAUGUAAAUAUGUGAAUUCAAAUAAUCACCAUUUUAAAAGUAAUUGAUUAAGACUUUCCUAAUCCCAAGUGUAAUGUGCCAGUUUACAAACAGCUAACCAAUCAUGAAUGCAGAAUGGUUCAUUGAUGAAUGUCCCAACUAUAGUUGGGACCCAUCUAUAGUUGGGACAGGCCUUUUAAGUGCAACUUAGAGCAGGCUUAACUGUACUCAUUUUGGGGCAUAACAUGGGUAAGAAAUACAUACAGUCUGCAAUUUCAACACUCCUCCUUUGGAUGUAAUCUGUAAACAGAAUCUCCACAGUGGCCAGUUUGACUUUGUUUUUUUAAAACAAAAUCACUUUGUUUUCUACUAGUGAGUAAGGUAAAUUAAUUUCUCAAUAAAUAAAGGCCUACAAGUUAAGUUAAAAUAGGAGGGUAGCAGUAGUGAAAUCUGCAGAAAAGUGAAGAAAAAAAAUUGUUAAGGUCAAAGUGAGAAUAAUUUCCAGUACAUGUAUUUGUGUCCUUAAAAGUUGGCUCCAAGUUGUGUGGAUAGAUUUGGGGGUACACACAUUCUUUUAGUUACCAUUACUUUUCUUAAAAAAUGAAAUGUUUGUUAGUUGUGGCAGAAACAGUACAUGUAUAAUGAAGUUGUAUUUUGCAUUCCCUAACCCGGUGUGGCGGUUUCAACUUUCCGCCGUGUUCAGUUUUCCGAAUGACCAAAUACGGUAACAUUACGUCAUGCGACGCCUGCGCACGGCAAGCGAAAGUAGUCAAUUGUUAGUGCCGUACUGAGUCACGGAAAAAUGAACAAGGCGGAAGACUGAAACCGCCACACCGGCACUUUUGUUUUUUUGUAGGUGUUUUUGUUUUUUGCACACAAUUUAGGAAAUUUAAUGAAGAUAAACAAAUGUACAUUCUUGCAAUCGACUGUUUUUAUUUGUUAGUACUAUAUAAUAUUGUAGUUAUGUACAAUGAGCCAAGAAAUUGUGUAUACAUCUAGGCUUGACAUCGGGUACCAGUGUCAUAGCUUUGUUUACUGCGCAACACUGUAGAAUAUUACAGAAUACUGCAGAAUCUACUGCAGAAUCACGACUCAAUGAGCCAUAAGCGCAGAUAGAUCUCUGCAGUAACCAGAACCAUGACAAUGAAGCCUGGUCAUUAAGAUUUUUUAAAUGACAAGGGGAACAUUAUGGGGACCAGUUACAAUGUACCCAUUUUUGCCAUGUACGCAACCAGUUUAAUGUCAUUUUCCAAUUGUGUACUUUAUAUCCAAAGGCACCCUUGUUGGUUUUGUGCACAUAAUUUACUUCUGAUUAUUCUCGGUUUGCCAAACCACAUGAAUCCCUUUUUUAAAGAAUCGUUGAUAUCAACUCCAGACAUGCUUAUAAACAUAUGCUCAUAAUUGUGAACCAUAUUUUGUAAGCUUUAUAGCAAUGCUUAGCUGGCAUCUUCUUGUUAUAUUUGUUCAUGGAACUUAAAGCAGUCCACUGUGAAUACAAUGGCUUGAGCCAUAAGCCAGCCAUUCCAUGCAGGAUAUCACAUUGUUGCAGAUGGUAGAAAAUGGUGCCUAGAUAUGACUAUAUUCACUAACGAGUUUGUACAAGUUUUUAGAUUUCAAUUUAUAGACGUGCUGGCUACAAUUUGCACUCACAAUAUAUACUCUGAAAACUACAACGCCCGAACCCAAAUUUACACUGUAUUAAGUUAUCAAUGGUGAAUUUCCUUUGCCAAUUAGGAAUCCUAGAGAGUGCCUAGCUUCAACUGGAUUAUUGAAGAUUGUAUUUACCCAUUAAACGUCGUGGUGCUAGUUACAAGAAGAAAUUAAAUCCUAAACAUGUCUUUAUUUUGUACAGAACACAUAAGAAAUUAUUAUGACAAUAUACUAGACAUGAACUUAA